AUGUGGCCCAACUGCCACGCGAAUACGAGGCGGACGAUGUCGGCGCUGUCACUCGUGCACGCCUUCCACUGCACACGCGACGUCUGCCCCGACUCGGCCUGCGCAGAGGCCAAGCAGAUGCUCCGCUUUGUCGAGGCCCAUGUCGCUGACUGCCAUUUGCGGACGCGGGAACGCGAUGCCCCGGAUGGAGUCCCGGCGGAGUGCAAGACGUGCCGGCUAUGGGCUGCACUGCACCGCACUCGUCUCGUCUCGGCGACGCGAACCACCGCUGGCUCGGAGAUGUGCGCUGAGGCAAAGCCAGAGAUGAGGCGUUUGCUGCACCGGCACGUCGCGAGCUGCAAGCACGACAAUUGCGCCACCUGCCAGAAGCUGCGCCGGCUCGGCCGCAUCGGUCUGCUCCGCUCCCUGUCGACCCUCCCCGCGCUCCCACCCGCGAGGGCCGACUUUGCGCCGCCGCCCGCGCCAUGCCCAAACGAGUCGUGCGCCAUCUGUUUCGAGCAGCUCGGCGAGCAGGGGCCGCACUGGACGUGCUCAGUGUGCAACCACGCGCUACACUCGGACUGCUGGUCGCGUUGGGCGAUUCAGACGCCCACCGCCACCGCCACAUGCCCGCUCUGUCGCUCCGCUGCCUCCUUCCGUCGCUACGACUGA
Messenger RNA from Emiliania huxleyi CCMP1516, 651 nucleotides. Its product is annotated as zinc finger-containing protein. The transcript has 3 exons. The record is from RefSeq and is a predicted model, not a curated record. Lineage: Eukaryota; Haptophyta; Isochrysidales; Noelaerhabdaceae. The coding region runs from base 1 to 651 and encodes 216 amino acids.